Molecule: messenger RNA, 2742 nt
Organism: Sinocyclocheilus grahami
Lineage: Eukaryota; Metazoa; Chordata; Actinopteri; Cypriniformes; Cyprinidae
Product: NACHT, LRR and PYD domains-containing protein 12-like
Exons: 5
Coding region: 460-2394 (644 amino acids)
Molecular function (GO): protein binding
Source: RefSeq, a predicted model, not a curated record
AUCACUGAAUGGAUCUGCAAUAGGAAGGUUCUGUUCAUCUUAGAUGGUCUGGAUGAAUAUAAAAAGGGUUUGAACUUUAACAGCCUUUUGUCGGAUGUGACUAAAGAAGCCACAGUGGACGUCCUUCUGGUAAACCUUCUGCGAGGAAAACUUCUCCCGUCCGCUCACGUGUGGAUCACCAGCCGUCCCGUCGCAGCUGGACAGCUUCCGUCUGAGAUCUUCCGAAAGGGGUACAUCACGCAUAUCAGAGGAUUCAGAGAUGAGCAAAAGGAGGAGUACUUCAAAAAGCAAUUUGAGAAUACAAAGCUAACCGAAGAAGUUAUCUGUCACCUAAAGUCUCAAAAGAGCCUGUGGAUAUUGUGCCACAUACCUCUGUUUUGUUGGAUUUCAUCGGUUGUUCUCAAAGACAUCAUCGAAAAUCGGAAUAAAAAUAGAAAUGUACCAUCGAAUCUGACAGAAAUGUACAUCCACUAUCUGCUCAUUCAGAGUGGACUGAGCCACAAGAAAUAUCAAGUGGAAGAGCUGUCACAGCAAGACGCUCUCCAGAAACAUAAAGAAGUGAUUAUGAAACUGGCAGAGCUGGCAUACAGGCAGCUGAAGGAACAGAAUGCCAUCUUCAGAGAAGAAGACUUGAAGAAAUAUGAUAUCACUGUUGAAGAAGCGUCUCAGUAUCCCGGCGUCAUUACCUGUAUCUCAGUGUGCAAAUUUCUGUUUUACGAGAGCAAACUUUUCAGCUUUGUCCAUCUCAGUGUCCAGGAAUUCUUUGCAGCCAUGUUUGCGCUUCAAAAAUUUCUAUCAGGAAAACAAGGCUCCCUGGAAUUGAUUACAGCUAAAAAGAAGCAGAAGUCAACUUUGUGUGAUUUUCUCAAAAAUUUGAUUGAUGAGGCUUUGAAAAGCAAAAAUGGACACUUGGACCUCUUUAACUGUUUUGUCUUUGGGAUUUCUUGUGAUUCCAGCAGACAGUUACUUGAAGGAUUCCUGCCUUCAGUCUGGAGCAGUAGUUCAGAUGAUCACAGAAAAGUGGCCACGUACAUCAAGUCUUUGAAGAGGCAAGGUCUGUCUUCUGAGAGAUGCAUCGGUCUGGUUCGUUGCCUGGUGGAGCUCAAGAACCGGUCACUUUUACAGGAAAUGCAUGAUCUUAAACGCUCGCAGUGCAAAGAGCCCCUCACACCGUUCCAGUGCACACUUCUGGCUCACCAGUUUGUGAUGUCAGAUACGAAACACGAUGAGUUUGACCUCAGGAAAUACAACAUCCGCUUAGACGGGUUUCAGAGAUUCUCCCCAGCCAUCACACACUUCAGAAAGGCUCUGCUCAAGGGAAGCGGAUUUACAGAGCAGCACUGUGGGAUCCUGACGCGUUACCUGACAUCACCAAACUCUCACCUGACUCAUCUCGACCUGAGUCACAAUGCUCUGGGUCUGUCCGCACUGCAGCAGCUUUCCACGGCGCUCUGUGCUCCCAACUGCCUGAUUCAGAUUCUGAACCUCAGCCACAAUAACUUCCAGAGUCAGGACAUGGAGCAGAUCAGGGAUGUGCUCUCUGGAGAAAACGUGAAUCUGAGAGUCCUGGACCUCAGCGACAAUCCUCUACAGGAUCCAGGAGUGGAAGUUAUUUCAGAUGGACUGAAGAGCCCAAACUGUCAUCUUGAAGUUCUGAAGCUUUCAGGCUGUCAAAUUAAAGGAGGAGUUUAUCAGCUGAUGUCAUCUUUGAAAGUCAAUUCUUCAUAUCUGAGAGAGCUGGACCUGCGCUAUAAUGAUUUUGGAAACAUCGGACAGCAGAAUCUACAGCAUGAUCUGUCCUCACUGAGUAUUUCCUCUGGAGGAGAAUGCCGUGACCAACCAGGACUGGAUAAAUAUUUGGUAGCGCUCACCUUUGACCCUCAGACGGCUAAUGAAUACCUCUAUCUGAGCGAGAACAACACUGUGGUCACUUGUCAGAAAGAGAAACAGCAGCUUCCUGCUAACGGCGAGAGAUUCGACAUGUGCAACCAGGUCCUGAGCCGCCAGCCACUGAUUAGACGCUGCUUCUUUGUGGUGGAUGUGAUUGGCCUAGACGUGUAUGUGGGCGUGGCCUGUAAGGAAAUGGGGAGGAACGGAGCGAGUUACGCAGUAUGUCUGGGACACAAUAAGAUGUCGUGGAGUUUAUGUUUGUCAGAUCAUUUAAAUGUGGCUCAUCACAACAAAAAAACUGUAUCAAUUCAAUCAGAGUCCGUCAGAAAACUGGGUGUGUUUGUGGACCGUGAUGCUGGUUCUGUUUGCUUCUAUAUGUUGAGUCCACAGCAUAAACUCUUGUACAUGUUUGAUGCAGAUUUUCCUCAGGACCAGGAGCUUUAUGCUGCGUUCAGGAUUCAGGAGCCAAACAGCUCAGUCGUUCUCAUGCAAGAAUCACAAUAAAUUAGCAGAUGUUUGAACAUUCAGAAGUUUUACUGGACAUUUUAGUCGGAGGAGCUGCGAUACUAUACAAGCGCUCCAGGCGACGCAAGUUAAGACAGCGCGGUUUUAGGACUCGAGCAUUCAUCUGGCGAAUCUCCGCUCCCUAGCAAAUAAAUCAGACGAACUACUACUUCUUACCCACACAAACAAGGACGUUCUAAACUCUGCUGUGCUUUGCUUCACGGAAACCUGGCUGAACGGAUCCAUCCAUUUGGAAGCUCUCUUUAUUAACUGUAAGCCUCUUUAUUCACCAUUGGAGUUUUCCUCCUUUAUUUUGGUGAGUGUGUACAUUCCUCCUGAUGCGCGUGU